AUGAUGCUCCUACUUAACUCACCACCAACCCAUCAAAAGAAUGUCAGUGAGCUGACGCCCUCUUUGAGCAAUUACUAUAAAAUUUCUCAUCGUUUUCUCCAAGCUGGGACUCAGAGUUUCGAGAGCGUUAGUCUGCUGUGGCCCCCUUUGCCUAGCAAAGUAAUAAAGCUAUCCUUUUCUACUUCACUCAAAACCCUGUCUCAGAGAUUCAAUUUGACACUGGCGUGCAGAGAAGCUGAAUUUUCAGCAUCCGGGACUGGCCAGAUAGAGCACCACAGACCUGGAAGCCCUGGAAGAACCCACACAAGGACUAAAAAGGAAUGUUGUUCCAAUUCUGAGCAAACCACACUCCUGUUCUCAGAUGAGUCAUGA
Messenger RNA from Rangifer tarandus platyrhynchus (Svalbard reindeer), 372 nucleotides. NCBI's taxonomy places the organism in Eukaryota, Metazoa, Chordata, Mammalia, Artiodactyla, Cervidae. The record is from the annotation of a GenBank genome assembly.